CGAUUAGUGACUUGUGGCUUGUCCAUAUUGGUGAAUCGUUGGUAACAAGAAGACAAAAUACGCAGCUACUUGAUGACUGAGACUUGUUUAAAAUGGGACGCCAUUGCUUUAUGGUCUUCGUUAUUGCAUUGAUCGUCUGCGGGCAAACAUUUGAUGCUGCGCUAAUCCUUGAAGGUCGGUACAGGUUUUGUUUUUUUUUCAAUUUUUUCUUCUGAUAGUGACAUAUUAUAAUUUUAAACUAUUCGUUUCAACAAAAAUGACUCAACCUAUUUUGAAUGUUGAAGUUUUUUUUUUUGUUUUGUUUUGUUCUUUAUCGAAUAUUUUAAAAGAAUCCGUGUACCUUAAACAAAAAUAUAGUUUAGUAAAAAAAAAUACUGAACCUUGAAAAUUAAUUUAUCCUCAUUUAAUAUAGAAUAAUGUCAGACAAAAAGGUAUUCUCAAAAAAAAAAAAUGUCCAUUGUUAUAAUAUUAUAUUAUUUGACAUUGGUACAUUAGUUCUUAUGUCAUAUCUAUUCUGGACACAAUGAUUGGAUACAAUAAUCUCGCUUGGAUAAAAAUUGUAUAUAUUUUUAAAAAAAUAUAUAUUUUAUAGAAAUACUAAAUUUUCAUGUUUGUUGAAGUUUUUUUUUUUUUUAUUAUUCUGAAUUUCCGAAAUUACUCGUAUUUAACGAAAAAUAAGACAUACAACUUAAGGUAACCCAGUCAAUUGUUUAUUUUGUAUUACUAUCUGUUAUAAAUAUUUGUGCAAAAAUAAUUGGCACUAUUUAAUGGAUUUAUUAUUUGGAAUUAUUAUUCUGAAUAUUUGUUUGCAUUAUUAUUUUGCCUUGCUAUUUGUUAUUAUUAUUUUGCAUUAUUAUUUUGCAUUAUUAUUUUGCAUUAUUUUUUGGCAUUAUUAGUUUGCAUUAUUAUUUGGUAUUAUUAUUUGUAAUAUUAUUUUGCAUCAUUAUUUGGCAUUAUUAUUUUGAAUUAUUAUUUGACAUUAUUAUUUGGAAUCAUUAUUUUGCAUUAUUAUUUGGCAUGAUUAUUAGGCAUUAUUAUUUUGCACUAAUAUUUGGCAUUAUUUUUUUGCAUUUUUAUUUUGCAUUAUUUUGUUAAAUUAUUAUUUUGCAUUAUUAUUUUGCAUCAUUAUUUGUCAUCAUUACUUGGAAUUAUUAUUUGACAUUAUUAUUUUUUCAUUAUCAUUUUGCAUUAUUAUUUUGCAUAAUUAUUUGGCAUCAUUAUUUGGAAUUAUUAUUUGACAUUAUUUUUUCAUUAUUUUUCAUUAUUAUUUGGCAUUAUUAUUUGGCAUUAUUAUUUGGCAUCAUUAUUUGGAAAUAUCAUUUGGCAUCAUUAUUUGGCAUUAUUGUUUGGAAUGAGUGAUCUUGACUUUAUUAUUUGUUUUAUGAUUCUGUUGCAGCUAUCCAGCCGCACGUCUGUGAGCAUCCGGUCUGUGCUGACCCGCCACAUGGAUGUGUCGCCUACGUUGUUAAGGAUAAAAAGGACUGUCCACUUCGGUGCACCUACUCCUGCGGUGCACCGUGGUGCGCCGUGAGGACCUGUCUCGAGCCGUGCCCUGGGGGGUAUUACAAAGACAAGACGGGGUGCCACUCUUGCAACUGCAAACCUUACUGUGAGGAUAAGCUCUGUCUGGGUGACUGCCCCUCGGGCUACGAAAAAGACCGCCAGGGCUGCAGCACGUGUAUUUGUGUGCCUAGUCCUGCGUCAUCACCUGCACCGGCGACCACAGUAAAACAUCCCCAGCAGGUGCAUGUGGUGUUGUCACAGACCGAUGGCGAAAACGGCUCUUUAACUGGCCAACACUCCACAAUGACUCCGACGCCAGUUUGUGUUUUAGAUAAGAGCUCUAACAAUCAGCCUAACAUGUAGGACCAAGAACUUAUAGUGUUUUUUAUAUUUUAGGCAAGAGCUCUAACAGUCAGCCUAACAUGUAGGACCAAGAACGUAUAGCAUUUAUUAUAUUUUAGAUAAGAGCUCUAACAGUCAGCCUAACAUGUAGGACCAAGAACUUAUAGUGUUUGUUAUAUUUUAGGUAAGAGCUCUAACAAUCAGCCUAACAUGUAGGACCAAGAACUCACAGUGUUUGUUAUAUUUUAGGUAAGAGCUUUAACAAUCAGCCUAACAUGCAGGACCAAGAACGUAUAGUGUUUGACUGUAGGUCUUGAACUACUCCUUGUGUGACAUGAGGAGAGAUGCAGCCAAUAAAACGAACCUAUAUUGCAAGAAAUUUUGUGGCUGCCAAUUCUUUCAUUAGUAAAAAUCAGCCAAUGUGCUUACUUUAAGAUGUUUUUUCUUUAUUAUUUAGGUCAUCCUAUGUGCGUACAUUUUUUUUUCAUUAGUUAAGUCAUCCUUUGUGCGUACAAUUAAUUUUUUCUUCCGUAGUUAGGUCAUCCAAUGUACGUACAUUAAUUUUUUUUUCCAUUAGUUAAGUCAGCCUUUGUGCGUACAAUUAAUUUUUUCUUCCGUAGUUAGGUCAUCCUAUGUGCGUACAUUUAUUUUUUUUCCAUUAGUUAAGUCAGCCUUUGUGCGUACAAUUAGUUUUUUUCUUCCGUGGUUAGGUCAUCCAAUGUGCGUACAUUUACUUUUUUUUGUCAUUAGUUAAGUCAGCUUAUGUGCGUACAUUUAGUGAGGUCAGCCUAUGUACGUUAAUUUAGAUAGGUCACUCUAUUUGCUUACAUUUAGUUAGGUCAUCCUAUUUACGUACAUUUAUUUAGGUCGUCCUAAGUGGAUGCAUUUAGUUAGGUCAAUCUAUUUGCAUAUAUUUAGUUAGGUCAUCCUAUGUGCGUAAAUUUUGUUAAGAAGUUCUACAGGAAUGUUUCCUACUCGAUGGUGAAAUCAUUUUUGGAAGUCUAUGCAUCGUUGCAUACAGACAUGUCAUUUGUUCAUGCUAUUCCUUGACAAUACACAAAGACCUUUGUCACAAAAAUCUACCACCAUCCAGUUUCCUGUAGUGUUUCAAAGUCUCGCUCAUGUAAAGUUUUUUUUAAUAUUUUUAAAUUAUUAGAGAAGGGUACUCUUGGUGUGUUGCUUGCACUUGUGACGUGCCAUGACAACUACCAGGGGAGACUAUUUAAACGUCACCUCUUCAAAAUGUGAGAUAAUAUUUGAUAGGACAAGGACACCACUGUGUUUUUCUUCUUGUUAUACAAAAUGUAAUUGUUAUGCUCCCUUGUCGUCGCUUGAGUCGCUCUGUUUCGUGUUAUCAAUAAUUGUUGGUCCUCAUGAAUCUUUAAUUAAGUUUAAUGCCACUCACCUCGGG
Molecule: messenger RNA, 3256 nt
Organism: Lymnaea stagnalis (great pond snail)
Lineage: Eukaryota; Metazoa; Mollusca; Gastropoda; Lymnaeidae
Source: the annotation of a GenBank genome assembly